This is a messenger RNA of Tetranychus urticae (two-spotted spider mite), 3432 nucleotides long. RefSeq names its product cullin 3 (gene Cul3). Gene Ontology annotation, biological process: ubiquitin-dependent protein catabolic process. NCBI's taxonomy places the organism in Eukaryota, Metazoa, Arthropoda, Arachnida, Trombidiformes, Tetranychidae. The record is from RefSeq and is a predicted model, not a curated record. Gene Ontology annotation, molecular function: ubiquitin protein ligase binding. Gene Ontology annotation, cellular component: cullin-RING ubiquitin ligase complex.
AUCAAAAAUAUCAUCGCAAGUCUCCAUAAGUCUCUCUAUAGUUUGGUUUAAAAUAAUUGUAAGCCUGUAUCCAAUUAACCAGAAUUCUAAUUAUUUAUUUGAUUAUUUUGUUGAUUAAUAAAUCAAUUGUUGACCAAUUAAUUCCAGUUUUUAAGGGUUAAAUCAGGUAUACUCUAUUGAAAUUAUACCUAUAAGCCUUGAAGCUCGCUAUGAAUCCAACUAAAACCCAGCGGAAGGACAAAAUGAGAAUCAGAGCUUUUCCCACUGUGAUGGAUGAAAGGUUUGUCACAGAGAUCUGGUCAACUCUUAAAAACGCUAUUCAGGAGAUCCAGAAGAAAAACAACAGUGGACUCAGUUUUGAGGAGUUAUAUAGAAAUGCGUACACCAUGGUCUUACAUAAACACGGUGAAAAAUUGUACAAUGGUUUGAGACAAGUUGUUCAGGAUCAUCUUGAUAACAAAGUCCGUCAAGAUGUUCUUGCUGCAAUCAAUAAUAACUUCUUAAAAACAUUGAAUCAAGCUUGGAAUGACCAUCAGACGAGCAUGGUUAUGAUAAGAGAUAUCCUGAUGUAUAUGGAUCGUGUUUACAUAAUCCCAAACAGAGUUGAUAGUGUUUAUAAUUUGGGUCUUAAUCUGUUCCGAGAUCAUGUUGUCAGAUAUGGGUCAAUAAGAGAUAAUCUGAAAGAAACUUUACUGGACAUGGUUAUGAGAGAGAGGAGAGGAGAAGUCAUUGUCAGAUCCGCUGUCCGUAAUGCAUGUCAAAUGCUUAUAAACUUAGGUAUCGAUUCUCGUAGUGUAUAUGAAGAAGACUUCGAAAGACCAUUUCUCGCUCAAUCAGCCGAAUUUUAUCAGCUUGAAAGUCAAAAGUUUUUAGCUGAAAACAGUGCAUCUGUUUAUAUAAGAAAAGUAGAGCAGAGAAUCAACGAAGAAGCUGAACGAGCAAAACAUUAUCUAGAUGAAUCCACUGAAGCUCAAAUAGUUGCUGUUGUUGAAGAAGAGCUAAUUUCUAAACACAUGAAAACAAUUGUGGAGAUGGAAAAUUCAGGGGUUGUACAUAUGUUAAAAAAUCAGAAGACACAAGAUCUUGCUUGUAUGUAUAAUUUACUACGUCGUGUUGAUGGAGGUCUUCAAGCGAUUCUCUCUUGUGUAAGCCAAUAUUUGAUUGAAGAAGGCAAAAAAUUAGUCAUGGAAGAUGAAGGAGGAAAAACUGAUGCUAUCACCUUCGUCCAGUCUCUGUUGGAACUUAAAGAUCGAUUCGACACGUUUUUAGUUGGUUCAUUUAAUUCGGAUAAAGAAUUUUCUAAGAUGAUAGCAAAAGAUUUUGAAUAUUUUCUAAAUUUAAACCCGAAAUCCCCUGAAUAUUUAUCUCUAUUUAUUGACGAUAAACUCAAGAAAGGUGUUAAAGGAAUGUCAGAACAAGAUAUUGAGCAGGUCCUCGACAAAACAAUGGUCUUGUUCCGUUAUCUUCAAGAAAAGGAUGUUUUUGAAAGAUAUUAUAAACAACAUCUCGCCAAGCGGCUCCUUUUAAAUAAAAGUGUAUCCGAUGAUUCUGAGAAAAACAUGAUUUCCAAAUUGAAAACUGAAUGUGGUUGUCAAUUCACGUCGAAGUUGGAAGGAAUGUUUAGAGAUAUAACAGUAUCCACUACAAUGAUGGAUGAAUUCAAAACGCAUGUACAAAGUUCUAGGGUUAACUUGGCUGGUGUGGACUUGAAUGUUCGAAUCUUGACCACAGGUUUUUGGCCAACUCAAUCAACACCUUCUAAAUGCAACAUUCCUCUUGCACCAAGAAAUGCAUUUGAAGCUUUUAAACGCUUCUACCUCGCUAAACAUAGUGGAAGACAAUUAACGUUACAACCACAAUUAGGUUGGGCUGAUUUGAAUGCCACAUUUUAUGGACCCAAGAAGGACGAUUCUAGUGAGAAUGGUAACAGUUUUAAUGGUCAACCGACCAUGGUCAGUACCACUUGUAACUUUUAUGGAAUGAAUUCUGAUCAAUUAGAUCCAGGAUCGAGUAAUGCUGUCAGCACUUCAUCUUCAGUAGUUAAUGCGCCCCCACCAACCACUAAGGCACCGGUUCCAAGAAAGCAUAUUAUUCAAGUAUCCACUCAGCAAAUGUGUAUCCUAAUGCUAUUCAAUAAUAGAGAUAGAUUAACGUGUGAGGAGAUAACAAGUGAAACAGAUAUACCUUUAAAAGACUUAACCAGAGCAUUACAAUCCUUAGCCAUGGGAAAACCAGCUCAACGAAUCUUGAUAAAGCAUCCCAAAACUAAGGAGAUAGAGCCAAAUCAUGUUUUUUGUGUUAACGAUUCUUUCACUUCCAAAUUACAUCGAGUUAAGAUUCAGGCUGUAACGGCCAAAGGAGAAUCAGAACCAGAAAGAAAAGAGACCAGAAGCAAAGUCGAUGAGGAUAGGAAACAUGAAAUCGAAGCAGCUAUUGUUAGAAUAAUGAAGGCCCGUAAAAGAAUGAACCAUUCUAAUUUAGUUUCAGAAGUCACCGAGCAACUCAAAUCUCGAUUUAUGCCCAGUCCUGUGAUUAUUAAAAAACGAAUCGAAGGUCUGAUAGACAGAGAAUACUUAGCGAGAACUCCUGAAGAUAGAAAAGUGUACACUUAUGUAGCUUAAGAUUUCUUCAAUUUGAUGUUUCAUGAUAUACUCAUAUAUAUAUAAUUUAUACCCGUACAUUACCCACGUCAUUAUCUAUUCCAUUGUUCAACAAUGUGUUUACCAUUAACUUUGUAUUUUAUGAAAAGAUAGUUCAUCUUUCAAAUACAUUUACAAAGAUUUCAUUUUCUAUCUGAACAAAAUUUGGUCCGACGAUUGAUUGCAAUACAUGAUUCUAUGGAGCUUUAAUGCAAACCUCAAUUCUGUUUGAAAAGUGGAUCUCAGCAAUGUAAUAACAUUUUAAAGCUCACAAUCCAAUGAUUUAUGCACGUUGGUUUUCAUGGUUCAAUCAAAAUCAUUUUACGUCCUGAAUAUUGAGACACUCACAAUUCACCAAUUACUGUCCGCUAGAGAACAUCAUUAAGCCAAUUGAAUGAAUUGGGUUUAAUAUUGCUGGACUCUUAAGAAAACUCACCAGUCAACUCGAAAUGAACAAUUUCAAUCCUCACAUAAGGUCUUUUCGGUUUACGGAAAAUUAUUUGUUGUUUUCAAUGGAAAUAAAGUUCAUUUGAUAAAUUGUAGAAAGAAUUCAUCCCUCAUCCUCUAUCUCUGCGGAUUCAAGACUCGGCGUACGAAAGCUGAAACUGAAAUAUAGUCCGUAUUUGGUUGAAAUAUUUUUUUGGAGCAAUUUUGUGCAUCCCAUGUCCAAGAGAAUGAGUCAUAACACGAUUUUUGACCAAGAAAUGUGUUAUUUUUUUAAAUUUUGUAUCAAAAAUUCUGUAAACAUAGACACUUAAAAAUGCGUGUACAUCAGAAUUAAACUUCUAUCAAA